CCAGGAUAAAAUACAAUCCCACUGUGACCGGGUUGUGCAACCAAUUUCGGAUCUUCACACUAACCCAGGCCUACCAAACGUCCACGAUGCCCUCUGAAACUAUGCGCGCGGUCGUCUUGAAGGGGGUGAAAAAUGUCGCGGUGGAAGAGCGGCCAAUCCCCACCAUUCAGGAUCCCAAGGACAUCAUCGUCAAGGUCCGAUACACCGCAUUAUGUGGCAGCGAACUCCAUGUCUUCCGUGGUCACCAGCCCUCCAAACCGGGCUUCAUCAUGGGCCACGAAUUCACCGGUUCCGUCCAUGAGAUCGGCUCCGACGUUCGAAAUCUGAAGCUCGGCGAUCCCAUCGUCAGCCCGUUCACAGUGAGCUGCGGGGCAUGUUUUUACUGCACGCAGGGGUUCUCAUCCAGAUGCGAAAAGUGUCUCCUCUUUGGCUGCCCGCUGCUUGAUGGCGCGCAGGCCGAAUACGUCAGAGUGCCUUUGGCGGAAUCGACCGUGGUGAAAGCCCCGAGUGGCAUCGAGGACCUGAAGCUGUGUCUCAUGGCAGACAUUUUUCCGACGGGCUACUUUGCGGCGUCCAACGCGCUCGGCGGGCUGAAGCCCAAGAUUGUCAGCGAGAGCGUUGUCGUCGUGAUUGGCUGCGGCCCUGUCGGCCUUUGCGCUUUGAUCGCGGCAGGCGAGUACAAGCCCAAGGCAUUGCUGGCCGUCGACGGCAUCGAGGACCGCCUAGAGACCGCGAAGAGCCUGGGUGCUGAGCCUUGGAACUACCAAACCCAGCGGGAGGAGCUUUCUAAACGCGUCCUGGAACUAACAGACGGGCGUGGAGCCGAUGCUGUCAUCGAGGUUGUGGGCCAUAGUUCGGCUCUUGAGAUGGGAUUCCAGCUACUUCGCCCUUGGGGGAUCAUUUCGAGCGUCGGUGUGCACAACGGCGAGAUUCCAUGGACUGGAAAUCAAGCGUACGGCAAAAACUUGACUAUUAAGAUGGGCAGAUGCCCAGUGAGAAGUAUAUUUACAGAGGCUCUCGAACUGCUCGAGAAGAAGCAGCACUUGUUGAACUUUAUGACGGAGACGAUCAUGCCACUCAGUGAGGCAGUGCAAGGCUAUGAAAUAUUUAAUGAAAUGAAAACGCACAAGGUUAUUUUUGUUGCCGACAAGUAGGCUAGGGGGGUGCAAAGGAACUUCAUUUGUAACCACUUCUCUAACACGGUGAACUGAGUCCCAUAUGGUCUCUUCAGUAUGUGCUGCCAAAAAGGUUGGAUACAAUUCAGCUAUGGUCUUGACUACAUUCAAACUCUCCACAAAUCCCUGGGCCAGGUACCAUAGGCAUAACUCUGUACAAUGAUGCAACUUAGGCUAGAUAUCAGAUGAAUCUGAACCACUCGCCCUGUGGUGAAUGAAACCCUUGCUUCCACGUAGCGAGUCGGGGCUCGGUCAAGGAAGCUUGCUUCGUCAACCCUUGAGCGUAAUCAUUCCCUCACGCAAAAAGAAAGGGAACCGGAUGGUCUAGCCAUUGUAUUGCCCCGUACUGGAAUCGAA
Ilyonectria robusta is the source of this 1532-nucleotide messenger RNA. RefSeq names its product chaperonin 10-like protein. The transcript has 4 exons. Bases 87 to 1154 code for a protein of 355 amino acids. Gene Ontology annotation, molecular function: zinc ion binding; oxidoreductase activity. Lineage: Eukaryota; Fungi; Ascomycota; Sordariomycetes; Hypocreales; Nectriaceae. The record is from RefSeq and is a predicted model, not a curated record.